Molecule: messenger RNA, 243 nt
Organism: Laccaria bicolor S238N-H82
Lineage: Eukaryota; Fungi; Basidiomycota; Agaricomycetes; Agaricales; Hydnangiaceae
Exons: 2
Coding region: 1-243 (80 amino acids)
Source: RefSeq, a predicted model, not a curated record
AUGGGACCCUCUCAUAAACGAUCAACACGCAAAGCAACAAGAUCAGGAUCCCGUUUCGAGCACAUACGCCGCCAAACGACCUUGAUGCUAACCCCACAAAAGAAACUUGCACCACCUCCUACUUUUCUUAAGAGCUUAAAGGCCAUCUUAAUCGCAUCAUGGUUGAAUCUUCUUCUCGUGUGUAUACCCGUAUCAGUGAGCGUCGCCAUUCUCGAAGUUCCCCAGGUUCUCAGAUUCUUCUAG